This is a messenger RNA of Symbiodinium natans, 5397 nucleotides long. Lineage: Eukaryota; Dinophyceae; Suessiales; Symbiodiniaceae. The record is from the annotation of a GenBank genome assembly.
AUGGGGCAUUACUUCGUUGUUCGUGCAUCUGUGGUCGAUGGCGAGGUACCACUACUCCUUAGCAGAAAGGCUCUCAGCACGCUCGGCAUGGUGUACGACAUUGAGGCCCACAGCACAAGCUUUAAGCACCUAGGGGUGGAGAACUUCAGACUCCUCACGACAGAUAACGGCCACCCCGCGAUCCAAGUGAAUCCACGGCCCUCAGAGAGUCCGAAACUGCCGUCGCUCAAAGAGUGGGCAGAGGAUGAGGUGAAGAUCUUUUCCUUCGCACGAGAGCAAUACAUGGCCCAUAGUGUGCUCAUGACUGCAGUUGAGGGACAUGUUGGCUCUGAACACCCCGUUGGCCCUAAGAAUAAGCAAUUUCCACCUGGAGGACCGCUGGGCAACAUGACUCCAAGAAUUUUCUAUCCGGAGAAGAUCGAUGCUGCAGUCCGACAUAUCCUUUGUGACGUGCCUCUAAAGGUAGAGUCAUUUGCAGCAUGGUGGGCGCGAACACCUAUCUCCAAGGAUCUCUGGAUUGAGACCGCUAGUUCCUUCGUGAGAGUGCAUGUGGUGCCCCGAAAAGGUUUCUUCGAUCCUUCGUGCUGGAACACCGACCAAGAGGAGAACAAGUCGCGACUGCUGGCUGCAUUGGGACAGAUUAGAAGCGCAUCGGCAAUCUCACGCAGUAACCUCAGCGGCAUGCAGCAGAUCCAUGACACGUGGAUAGAUACAGAAGACACUUCACAUCCUAUAUUGUGGAUCGGUAGGACGAUUUUUUCUCGAGAAAAUGUGUGGAACAUGUCAAAGGAGCAACUGAUGGCGAAGGCCCGGGCCUUGAACAUCACCAUCCACCAGUCAUGGUCUGCAGGAGAAUUGCGCCAACUCAUACAGGAGAAGAAGGAGGCCAUGGGCGACAUGUCUUCGGCGCCGAAAGGGCUUGCAUCGAUGAACAAAGAGCAGUUGGCGAGCGAGCGCAGGCGCCUGGAGACACCGGUUCCGGAGGGGGCCACCAAGGGGCACAUGGCCUUGCUCAUCAGGGAAGUCGCUGCGAGAGGCAAGGAAGGAUGCAAUGCAGACCUUGUAUCCUUGAGCGAGUACGCUGGACGUGUGCUGGGCGAGACGACGGAGAUGGACGAUCCGGAGUCAUCCCCAAUGGUUCCCAUGCCGGCGGAGCACCACCACAUGUCGGCAUGGAGCGCAUCAGUGUGGGAGGACGAGUACUGGCUGCCACUGGAGGCGACGGACCAGUCCCAGCUUCCUAUCAUGAACCCGAGAGCAAAGUCAUCAACCGCGGCAUCCUCGAAGAGCCCGCCCACGGAGGCACCGCCGAAGCGACCGGCGAACUCAGAGGAGGCAGAGAAGAUGGCAGUGGACAUCCCGCCGGAGAUCCAGGAGGAACUCGAGGUCGGAAGAGAUCUGGACUAUGAAGACCUGUCGGAGGGCAACCAUUUGGAAGUUGAGGGUGCGCCUGGCGAGAUGGAUACUCUUCGGGUCCUGUCCUAUGCUGGUGGAACCGACAUAGGGGCAGGCGAUUGUUUCUUUGAUUGCCAGGAGAAUACUCCAGCAGAAGAUGGGGGGUCCGACAAGGGAUCAGUUGAGGUGCAGGCCAAGAAGCUUCUGGCACAAAAAGAGUUCAGCUUUGAAGCGUGCGAGCAGAUUGUGUGGUGCCCGUCCGGGUAUGCGCCGGGUGCCCGGGUAUGCGCCGGGUAUGCGCCGGGUAUGCGCCGGGUAUGCGCCGGGUGCCCGGGCAUGCGCCGGGUGCCCGGGUAUGCGCUGGGUAUGCGCCGGGUGCCCGGGUAUGAUGUGAAUAACUUGGCCGGCAGUCUCGAUUGGGUCAUUGCGUUUGGGGACUUCAACCAAGGGGGACUUUGGCUUGAGCAGAGCAGUGUUCAAACCGAGGAUGACGGAGAGCCCGGAGCACAUGAAACAGUACUCUCUGAUGGGACGAAGGCCAAGGGAGAGAUCGUCAACAUCCGUCACCACAUGACAUCCUUUUCCCCUAAGACACGUCACGCUGUUGAACAGUGGUCCGGCAACAGGUGCAGCAUCGUCGCCUACGCCACCCGCGGGAUCAACGAACUGGCAAGGCCCGAGAGGGAUGCGCACUCAGAAGGUGACGCUGGAAGAGGGGAACGGGAACAUGUCCUGAGGCCAAAGAAGAGUGUGCGCCGGAGCCUAUGGAAAGGGGCGAGGCGAGCUAGCUCAUUGAUGACCCUCGGGCUAGCUGCAGCGACUUCAUUCAUUAGCGAGUUCCUUCCCCCUGGGAAAACACCCGGUCAGGCAUGCUUGCUGGAGAUCGGCGGCGAUAAGCUCACAUACGAGGCUAUUGAACAUGGCUUCUCAACCAUUGAACCACUAUCAUGGGCCGAUUUCAUGAACACAGACCUUAUCACGAAUGUGCGCGACACGAUAUCUACCCUCAAACCCCAUGUUAUCUGGUUCCCAGGUACCGACAAUACGCUCGAGGUCGGGGAGGACUUCAUGAACACCGUCAUGUACCAGCUCAGUUUGGGAGGAUCUGUAGUCUACCAGGCUAAGAUAGUCGACCCCAUUUGGACCAUGCCCUCUAUACAACAGCUGAUACGUGAUCAACCCCACUCGCUCGAGGACCUCGAUGGAAUCCGUCGUUUACGAGUUGGAGAACAUGUCGAGGAUCGACGCCUGUUUCUUGACGCUGCAGGAAGUGAAUGUGAAGCACAUGUCGCAUCUCAUGCUGGUAGGGAAGGUCGAUGUGAUCAUCAGGGAGCCUCUGCCAUUCGUUUUGACGGUGAUGUUCCGAAACAUGUUCAGACAGCCCUAACUAGAUUGCAUCAGAAUCUUGGGCACCCAAAGGUCAUUGAUAUGGUGCGACAUCUCCGCUAUGCUGGGGCAGAGGAAGCAGUGCUCAAGGCAUGCAAAUUGAUGCGAUGUGAUGUAUGUGAUCGAAAUCAGAAGACUGGCAGCGCUAGACCAGCUGUGCUGCCAUCACUCCUCGACAUGAACCAAGUAGUCAGCAUUGAUGUGUUUUCCGUCUUCGAUUGCAAUCGUGCGAGGCACGAAUUCCUAUCAGUCAUCGAUCACGCGACAACCUUCCACUUGGUUGCUGAACUUGAGGGUCACUCCGGGGAUGCAUUCUGCAAGCAGUUUACGCAACUCUGGGGUAAUGUGUUCGGGGCACCAGGCACCAUCUCUGCUGACUUGGAAACAGGUCUGCAAACGGGGGUGGCGAAGUAUGCGGAGUUCCACGGCAGUCGGUUGAGAAGCUCAGCUGGCCAAGCACACUGGCAACAGGGCAUAGUCGAGAGACAUGGCCUUUGGUAUCAGGAGAUCCUGCAAAGGGUUAUCGAUGAUAAGUCAAUUACAUCCGAAGACAUGUACAUGGCUGUGCAAGCGGUGAACAGUGCAAAGAAUGAGUUGCGGAGGCGACAUGGAUUCUCCCCUUCCCAGGCAGUCUUUGGUAGGGACCCGCGUGCUCCUGAGGAACUUUGUGCUGGCGUCGACGAGGAACGCUUCAUUGAGAUCAUGACGGAGGACAAGCGACGACAGAGAGAGGAGCACCUGAGACCAGCUACCGCCGAAGAGAUGGGAGAGAUUUUCUCUACACGUAUCGCCAGGGAUGACCUCGAGAGGCUGCUCGAACUGGACCCCGACGAUCCUGAAACAUAUGAACUGCCAGACACCGAACCUGUUGCUGACGACGACCCACAACAAGCCAUGUCACCUGUGCUCGAAGAGGACUUUGACCUUGAUCCUGAAGAAGAUUGGAGUUCCAGUAUGACCUCGAAGGUGGAGAUGGGGGAGACGACGACAACGCCACCACCGAAGGCCGUGACAAUGAUCGAAAGAGGAGAGAAGAUCCCGCGGCACAUCCUAGAGAACAUUUGGACCACCAUGCGCUUGAACCGCUUUCAGUGGAGGCAAGCAUUGGAGCCGCCGCAAGAUAGACCCGAAGACACCUUGGAAACCAAGGCGCGCCUUGUAGUGUCAGGACAUAAAGAUCCAGAUGUUCGCCACUUGGAAACCGACGUGCCCACCAUCGGGAGACUUACCAUCUUAACUCUGAUGCAAAUCCUGAGCAGUCGCAAGAAGAGCGACAACUGGGUGGCCACUGCGGGCGACAUCACCGCAGCCUUUCUCAACGGAGAUGAGAUGUACCGUGAGCUUUACCUACGACAGCCUAAAUACGGUUUGAAGGGUUUGGAGAGUGACCAACUCCUACGGAUUAGGAAGGGCAUUUUUGGCCUUCCUGACUCGCCCAGGAAAUGGUGGAAGCGGCUAAAGAGGGACCUCCUCAACAUCGAGAUCAUCCACGAAGGACAGACCAUGCACUUUGUUCAGUGUCCCCUAGACCCUUGCUUGUUUCAACUUGUAAAAGGGGAUUCCCCGACACCACUUGCCUAUAUCGGCGUCCACGUUGACGAUCUUCUGGUAGUCGGGCCGAAAUCGCUCGUUUCGAAUCUCAAAGAGAAGCUCUCCAGCAUCUUUCCAGUGGACAGCUGGGAGGAGGAUGAGUUUGAAUACAUAGGGUCAUACGUCCGCAUCACGGAAGAGGGUGUCUACAUUAACCAGGAGUCCUAUGCCAGCUCAAGACUCUUCGAGGUGGAACUGGUCCGGGGACAGGACGACCUUGAUGAGGCAUCGGAAACGCAGAGGAUCGACAAUCAGUCCCUUGUAGGUGUCGGCAGUCCCGUCCUGACCUACAAUGCGGAGUAUCACUUGCGCAACAACUCCAAAAGAGGGAUAUGCUUGAAGCCGCUAAAUUUAUCUUCCUUGGAAUAUCUGGUUUUUCAUGACUCUGCGUGGGCCAACACCACCCUUGAGGGCGAGGCCGGGUUCAUCUUGACCGAAGAGGAUCAUCAGGCCGGCAUCAUGCAUAACACCCCUUGCGACAAGAAAGCAAGGAAAGCCAAGAAGGAGAACUCAAAGGUGGCCAGCCAAAUGGGCAUCUUGAUCGCGCUGACGGACCCGAAGCACUAUCAGUCUGGUGGAGGUGCAGUGAGUGUUCUCGACUGGAAAUCCUCAGCCAACCCGCGAGUCUGUCGUUCCACAUUCGGGGCCGAAACAACAGCAUGCUCCGAAGCCAUAGAAAUGGGUCUAUAUGUUCGUUCAUUCAUCGAGACAGUCCUCAGGGGAGAGCUUUGUCGAGUUGAAAGCCUAGCCGGGGGAAAACUCCGCUGCAUCACAGACUGCAAAUCCUUGUAUGACCACUUGCACUGCGAGGGCGCGCCUCGUGUGCCGUCAGACAAACGUCUGGCGAUUGACCUUGCAGCUCUGCGACAGGCAUUCCACCUUGAGAGGAUUGUAGACAAGAUCCCGCUGUACUGGCUCCCAGCCGAAUAUCAACUCGCUGACAUCUUGACUAAGCCAAAGUGUUCUGCCGAUUGGUGGGCCUGUGUCAAUAGCCGGAUCCGAUUACCUUUUGUAAAGCCAGCAUGA